AUGGGAGAUCUUUAUAUGAGUUUGUUUCCUGGCUGGUGCUUUACUAAUAAUAACCCUUGGUUGGAUAAAGGGAGGAUAAUAGUUGCUUGGAACCCUUCUAUAUUUUCCUUAGAUAUUAGGAAGUGUACAAGUCAAUUGAUUCACUGUAUUGCUCAAACUUGCCAAAAAUCAAAGGAGUUUCAUAUAACUUUUGUUUAUGGGUUCAAUGAAGUUCGAGGUAGAGAAGCUUUGUGGCUGGAUUUAAAAGACCUCAAGUCUAAUAUAGAUGAGCCAUGGAUGAUAGUAGGAGAUUUUAAUGAGAUUUUGAACUAUGAUGAAAGAGCUGGUAGUAAGAACCAUAAAAAGCCUUCCGAAAGUUUCAAGGAGUGUGUGAUGUAUUGUCAAAUGGAGGACCUUAAAUUUUCAGGAAGUUUCUUCACUUGGAAUAAUAAACAGAAGCCUGAAGAGAGAAUUUUCUCUAAGAUAGAUCGUGCUUUGGUGAAUCUGAAAUGGACAGACUCCUUUUCGAAUUCAGAGGUGGUCUUUCUGCCGGAAGGGGAGUUUGAUCACUGUCCUAUUUUGAUCUCUUUCUAUCAAGAUGUUAGUACUGGGAAGAAACCUUUUAGAUAUUUCAGCAUGUGGAAAACAACUCAGAGUUAUAAGGCAGAGGUUGGGCAAAGCUGGCAGACACCCAUUGCUGGUACUCCUAUGUAUCAGUUGGUGGGAAGACUGAAGAGGCUGAAGAGUGUUUUUAGAGCUAUUAACAGGGAGGGAUUCAAUGAGAUACAAAAGGUUGUUAUUCAAGCCAAGCAAGAGAUGUUAGAUAUUCAAGAAGACCUGAAUAUGGAUCCACGGAAUACUAUUUUAAUGGAACAAGAGCAAAGGGCCAGAGAUAAAUACUCUUAUUACCAGAAAGCUCAUAACUCUUUUUUAGCUCAAAAGGCUAAAAUAGAUUGGGUUCAAAAUGGUGAUGAGAAUACGACCAUUUUCCAUGCUUUUUUGAAAGCCCGGAGAGUCAAUAAUAGAAUUAAUUGUAUCCGGAAUGAGAGGGGUAUUUGGAUGGAUAAACCAGGGGAUAUUCAACAAGCAUUUCUGAGUUAUUAA
Messenger RNA from Humulus lupulus (European hop), 1083 nucleotides. RefSeq lists its product as uncharacterized. The record is from RefSeq and is a predicted model, not a curated record. NCBI's taxonomy places the organism in Eukaryota, Viridiplantae, Streptophyta, Magnoliopsida, Rosales, Cannabaceae. The transcript has a single exon. The coding region runs from base 1 to 1083 and encodes 360 amino acids.